Messenger RNA from Bombus impatiens (common eastern bumble bee), 470 nucleotides. RefSeq lists its product as uncharacterized. Lineage: Eukaryota; Metazoa; Arthropoda; Insecta; Hymenoptera; Apidae. The transcript is spliced from 2 exons. Bases 28 to 447 code for a protein of 139 amino acids. The record is from RefSeq and is a predicted model, not a curated record.
UACCGGUGUACACAUUUGAGGGAAAGAAUGAAUUAUCACGUCACACGUGGGAGGGAAAAAGCGCUGCUAAAUUGGUUGAGUGGAAGUAUGACGAAUUUUAUAGGUUGGAGAGAAAUUUCGAAGGGGUGUGAUCCCUUUUUUCGAGCAGGUAUUUACGUAAGAAGCGUUACAGUAGGCGCCAGUGUCGUAAUCCAGAAUGAAGCAGGGAUGUACGAAGAGGAGGCGCGCAUAAAACUGACCGGCGCUAUGCCAGGUGCCACCAGUCUCGGUUCCAACACGGGACAAACCUGUUACGCGUUUCUUUCCAAGUGGGAUCAUGUUCUGAAACAACUCAAACGACCAUUUUCAAAUUCCUUCUCCAAGAGAAACGUAUUGAAACGUUCGAGUGAUAUAUCUUCGAAGUGGAUCGGAUUUUCUAUCCGCCAAUCAAAAAGAAAAAGUGAGUGAAAAACGCUUGGAUAUUUCGAAAA